GGGGUUUUGACCGCCUGGCGAAGAACGACAUGGCAUCGCGGGUAUGCAGCGUGGAGAACAGCGCGAUCAACCUCAGCGUGUUCCGCGAAGACGCGCGCCGGGAGUUGUUUAGCAUCUUGGAUGGCCUUCGUGACAAGGAACGCUCUAACUUGUCCUUGGUGCUCGAUCCGGAACUCAGCGGACUCGUCGCGCAAGUUCUCGUAGAAGGAGCUGGAGUCCUCAAGGACCAUGGGAUCGUCCAGUUCAAGGAACUCACAGCCGACGUUGGACCUGGUCCACCUGCGGGGUGUGACGUGAUGGUGUUUAUUGUACGUCCAAGCUUUUCUGCUGUCCACGACGUUGCUUCAACAAUUAAAGCACUCGCGGGCAAGUUCAAAGUCCGCUUCCAUCUCUACUACACACCCAAGCGAACCCUCGCAUGCGAUGAAAUGCUCAAGAAAGCUGGCGUGAUGGGGUCGUUGGCGAUCGGCGAGUUCCCCAUGGACUUGGUGCCUGUCGAAGAAGACAUCUUGAGUCUCGAGCUGUCAGAAGGGUUCAACGACCUCUUCGUUCACAACGAUCGCAGCCAUUUGCAUACCGUCGCGGGGUCGGUGAACAAGCUCCAGACGCUCUUUGGACAAAUCCCGAACGUCAAGUACAAAGGGUCGAUGUCGCAAGUCGUUGUUGAGUCAAUGGCGCUGUUCCAGAAAAAGCUGCGGGCAGACGGACACUCGAACGGGUCUGUCGAGCCCGAGAUUGACACGUUGAUACUUCUCGACCGCACCGUCGAUCUGGUCUCGCCUCUCGUCACUCCAUUCACGUACGAAGGGUUGUUGGAUGAAAUCAUCGGCAUUACGAAUGGCGUCGUCAAGGUCGAUGCUGAGCUCGUGGAGGACGACUCGGACAAGUCCAAGAAGGCGGCCGCUGCGCCUCGCGGCGGUCUCGUCCCGGUCAACUUGAACUCGACCGAUUCGCUGUACGCGGAAGUUCGCGACUUUCACACGGAACGGUUGGGCGCCCAUUUACAAAACAAGGCUCGUGAAAUUCGCGAACGGUACGAGGAAUUCCGCAAGAAAAACGCGUCGAUUUCGGAAAUCCGCGAUUUUGUCAAGCGCAUUCCGGGACUCAAGCAAUCGUACGCGGCGUUGCAGCUCCACAUCAACUUUGCCGAGCUGAUCAAGCGGACGACCGAUUCGAAAGCGUUCACGGACCUGUGGCACCACGAACGAUCAAUGCUCGAGGGCCAGUCCCUUUUGGAAGAGCUCGAGGAACUCAUCGGGCUGCAGGAACCACUUCUGAAAGUGCUGCGACUGCUGUGCCUGCAGUCGCUCACAAGCGGCGGGAUCAAAGCCAAAUCGUUCGACUUGCUCCGCCGGGAGCUCAUCCAGACGUAUGGGUUUGAGAUGCUCCUUGUCUUGGGCAACUUGGAAAAAGUCGGGCUGUUGCGCCGCCAGGACAGCUUGUUUCCCGUCGCAAGCUCGUCCGCGUUUCUCACAGUGCGCAAGUCUCUUCGCCUCAUCAACGACAACGUGAACGUACUCAAUCCCAAAGACAUUGCGUAAGUCAGUGGCCGAUCCCUUCCGUCCAGCCUCCCCACGAUACUCCGUUUGAGGUGGUGGGACCGGCCUCGCCCUAGCUGGCAUGCGCAUGGGCAUUCCUGUCGCCCAUGUUUGUCAUUUUUGCGACGAAAUGUGGACUCGCCAGUGCAUUUUCAUCGUGGUGUUCGGGAACUGUAGGUACGUGACCAAGGGGUAUGCACCGUUGAGUGUUCGCCUGGUCGAGAUCGCCGCGACCAACAGAAUGACCCACACGACGGGGUGGAAAACGAUUCAAGACACGAUGAAGCAGCUGCCAGGGCCGAGCGACGAAAUCUCGCAAGUGCCACCGACCACCGCCACUGCCGACGCGACUGGCGCGACGGACAAGAAGGAAAAGGGCUUUGGCGCGGACGAACGCAGAGUCAUGGUAGUGUACUUUGUCGGCGGUGUCACGUUUAUGGAAAUCGCGGCGCUGCGCCACUUGUCCAAACAGCCCGAGUGUCCGUUUGACAUUGUGAUUGCCACGACCAAGAUCUUGAACGGAAACUCGCUCAUCAAGUCGAUCGUGGACAAGGACUUGGUCCCGGCACUCAAGUUGUAAUGAGUUCCCCCGAAUACAUUGCAUUCCAAAACACA
Molecule: messenger RNA, 2153 nt
Organism: Aphanomyces invadans
Lineage: Eukaryota; Oomycota; Saprolegniomycetes; Saprolegniales; Verrucalvaceae
Exons: 6
Coding region: 30-1541 (503 amino acids)
Biological process (GO): vesicle-mediated transport; intracellular protein transport
Cellular component (GO): vacuole; CORVET complex
Source: RefSeq, a predicted model, not a curated record